Messenger RNA from Bipolaris maydis ATCC 48331, 1683 nucleotides. RefSeq names its product Lactonase, 7-bladed beta-propeller-domain-containing protein. Gene Ontology annotation, molecular function: protein binding; 6-phosphogluconolactonase activity. The record is from RefSeq and is a predicted model, not a curated record. NCBI's taxonomy places the organism in Eukaryota, Fungi, Ascomycota, Dothideomycetes, Pleosporales, Pleosporaceae.
GUCGCCUGCGACACUGGUACAAGUCCCCUUUCCUUGGAGGGAAAUUUCCCGGGGUUGGCCAAAUUAGCCCAGUUCAUACUACUUUUUCUUGCUUGCGCAGAUAAAAGGAAUCCACGUUGCCCUCCUGUUCCUUUUUUGCCCUCGAACAGCCCCAGAAGUUCGAAUUUCCCACAUCAUGAAGGCGACUAUCACUGCGCUAGCUUUAUUAGGAUCGGCAGCCGCUGAGCGCCUCCUCCUAGCAUCUUAUGGCACCGACUCGAAUCUGGGCGCUGUUACAACUCUCGAACUCUAUCCCAGCACUGGUUCUAAAUGCAGCCGCAAGCUGGAGGUUAUUCACUACAACCAAGAAUGCGGUGCCCUUCCUACUUGGCUCGACACAAGUCUCGGCCAGAAUAGGGUGAUCUGCCUAGAUGAAUCAGGCAACGCCAACAUCACGACAUUCAAUCUCCAGGCUAAUGGUAGUCUGAAGAAGAUUUCUAGUUCGCCUGCGCUGGGUGGUGCUGUAUCUUCAGCAACCUAUAACAACGGGUCGGCUAUAGCACUCGCUCACUAUGGACCUCCAGCGAUAUCUUCCUACUCCGUACACGGCAACAGCCCCCUUCAAUCGCUCCAAAACAUCACCUUCGCCGACCCAGAAAAGAUCCACCAAGCUGUCCUUGACCCCACAGGACAGUACAUGAUCUUCCCCAGUCUGGGCGCCGACCGCGUGCAUGUCUACGCCAUCAACCCCACCAGCGGCCAACUAACCCAACUCGAGUCUCUGGUCUCCCCAGCCGGCUACGGCCCCCGCCACGCCGCCUUCUGGAUCUCCAAACAAUCAGGCUCCACCUUCCUCUUCGUCGUCCACGAACUCAGCAACAAAAUCAUCAGCUACAAGGCCACCUACCUCGCCAACCACGCCGGAAUCAAAUUCACCCAGGUCGACGAAGUAAGCACAUAUGGCAACUACACCCUCCCGGACAAAAAGCUGUCCGCUUCGGAAAUCUCAAUCUCCCCCGAUAAUGCCUUUGUGCUUGCCGGAAACCGCAACGGCACCAUUUUCACCGUCGACAAUCCGGAUCCCAAGAAUAGCACCAAAGUGCCGAGCGACUCGAUUGUUACAUACAAGCCGUCGGCAGAUGGUAAAUUGAAGUUUGUCCAGCUAGCCAAAUCUGGGGGCUACUUUCCACGCCAUUUCCAUAUGAGCAAGGAUGGCGCGUUGAUUGCGGUUGCAAAUCAGCGGAGUAACAAUGUGGCUAUUUAUGCGAGGGAUGUCAAGACGGGGGUUAUUAAGGAUGAUAAGCCUGUAGCGGGAGCUGCGGGUCUUGGACCGGGAGACCUCAUGUAUAUCACAUGGGUCUGAGAGUAACGAAGAGGAGUGUAGGCCAUGACAAAGACGAAUAAGGGUUUUGAGCUUCAAUUGUGCAUAGUUCAAUGAUGCCAAAGAGCAAUCUAGUAAAUUUAGAUUUGUAAAUCUAGAUGAUAAGUAGUUGGUCUUCAAGGUAUUUGUUUUCCUUGUUCUUGUGCAAUAGCCCACGCCACGGCGUCCCAUACAUCACCCACAAUUUUACGUGGUUCAGGUGAUGGUUUGGUACCCUUGACGUAGACGCCCGUCUCUACUAAUAUACUAGCCCAAUCGGUGCCGUACGGACUCUUGUAGUUGUUGCCACCAGCAAUGUCACUGGCUGGGUUAUCGCCAACCAU